GGCAGGAGAGCCGGCAGCGGCCAGUUGCGAUGCGGCGGCUGUGGAGGUAGCUGCUGUUGUUGGUAUCCGCGCCCCUCUUUCUCUCUCUCUAUUCCUCGCCAUGGAGAGCCAGUUGGCGCGCUGCAAGAUCGUGGUGGUGGGCGACAGCCAGUGCGGCAAGACGGCGCUGCUCCACGUCUUCGCCAAGGACGCCUAUCCCGAGAACUAUGUUCCCACCGUGUUUGAGAACUACACUGCCAGCUUUGAGAUCGAAAAGCAGCGCAUUGAACUCAACAUGUGGGACACAUCGGGCUCAACCUACUAUGACAAUGUCCGCCCAUUGGCUUAUCCGGAUUCCGAUGCUGUCCUGAUCUGCUUUGACAUUAGCCGUCCUGAGACCCUGGACAGUGUCCUUAAAAAGUGGCAGGGAGAGACGCAGGAGUUCUGCCCGGGUGCCAAGGUGGUCCUAGUCGGUUGCAAACUGGACAUGCGCACCGAUCUAAACACUUUACGAGAACUCUCCAAACAGCGCCUUAUACCCGUCACACAUGAACAGGGCAGUAUGCUGGCCCGGCAACUGGGCGCGGUGGCCUAUGUGGAGUGCUCUUCCAAGUCGUCUGAGAACAGUGUGCGGGACGUUUUCCACGUGACCACCCUGGCCUCCGUCAACCGCGUUCACAAACACCUCAAGCGCAGUAACUCAAAGCGAGGGCUGAAGCGGGUGGCACAGCUGCCCGGGCGGACGGACUUGUUGACUGACUCUGAGAUCCGUAAAGACCGAGCCAAGAGCUGCUCGGUGAUGUGAGAGAGGAGGUUGAAGUAUAAUGUUGCCUGUCUUGUUCAUAUCUCUUUGUACAGUAACUGGUCCCAGAGAGGUCUCUGCCCUGCAGACCACAUUCCCGAGGAUGCGGGUCUGAGAAAACUAAGCCGUCCCUUGAAAGAAUCAGGUUGGAUAGGGAGGGAUCUGCCUGACGUUGCUGUGCGUAGAGGGAGGGCUUCUGGAUGGGCCAGUGUUGCACAGGACAUAGAAAUGCUCAGGUAGCAGAUGUAUAUUCUCCAAAGAAAGGAGCACAUCCAUGUAUGUGGCACAGCAGGGGGGAAAUUCUUCAAAUCCUCCAAAGAGUUCAUUAUUUUGGAGCUAAUUUUGCAAGCAUAGGUGUCCAGGCAACUGGGUGUCUGGUAUUUUUGCAGCCAUGGUGUGUGGCAGUUGGGCUGCGCACAUAGCAUGUGUGUGCCUCUGUGUGUGUGUGUUUGUGAAAUGUAUGCACAAGCAAGGCUUGGGACUAGUUAGUAGAAUACAGGAGCUACAGAAUGUUUAAUUAUUUGAGUAGACAACAUGGGGGUGAUGAUUCAGCAGGGCAGGAUUGUGGCAUUUGGCUAUUUUGUGUUGUGUCAAACAAAAACAAUGCAUUUAAAGCCUUCAGGUGACAGAAGAAGACCAUUUUGAGAGUUUGAAAAGUUUUUUUUUUGUCAUUGCACUUCCUAGAAUCACCCCAACCAGCAUUACUAUUAGUCAUGUUGGCUGUAGGAUCAUUGGAGUUGCAAUCCAAAAAUAAUAUAUGUGAGCUCUGGUCAUUUUACUGUCCUAGAGACAUUAACAUUGGGCACUAUCA
This is a messenger RNA of Anolis sagrei ordinatus, 1592 nucleotides long. It is a transcript of the gene RND2, whose product is annotated as Rho family GTPase 2. Gene Ontology annotation, molecular function: GTP binding; protein kinase binding; GTPase activity. Gene Ontology annotation, cellular component: cytosol. Lineage: Eukaryota; Metazoa; Chordata; Lepidosauria; Squamata; Anolidae. Gene Ontology annotation, biological process: small GTPase-mediated signal transduction. The record is from RefSeq and is a predicted model, not a curated record.